Salvia miltiorrhiza (redroot sage) is the source of this 3488-nucleotide messenger RNA. Its product is annotated as rust resistance kinase Lr10-like. The coding region runs from base 170 to 2068 and encodes 632 amino acids. Gene Ontology annotation, biological process: protein phosphorylation. Gene Ontology annotation, molecular function: polysaccharide binding; ATP binding; protein kinase activity. The record is from RefSeq and is a predicted model, not a curated record. The transcript is spliced from 6 exons. Lineage: Eukaryota; Viridiplantae; Streptophyta; Magnoliopsida; Lamiales; Lamiaceae.
AAUAACGCCUAAUUACUCCUUUUACCUUUUCUUCUUUGAAUGUUAUAUACCCAAUCCACACAAUCUAAUUACGCGAAAACAUUUCACAAAGCAGCGUAGAAGGUCAGCAUAUACAUAUAUAUUGAUCCUUUUCUCCUUCCCCUAAAGAUUAAAAUUGAUAUUGCUCAGCAUGUCAGAAAAUAGAAACCUGUUUGCAGUUUCAAGAAUCUCCAUUUUCCUGCUUUUCCUCACUGUGAAUUCUCUAGCCCAGAACAACAACUGCGCUUCAUCAUCUUGUGGCAAUGUCAGAAUCAGCUACCCUUUUAGAUUGACAAGUAGCCCCAAAUCUUGCGGCUACAACGACCCCAGCUUCGAGCUCGAAUGCCGCAAUAAUCAGACUAUUUGGGUGGCGAAAUCAAGAAGGUACAUGGUGCAGGAUAUCAACUAUGAAUUUUACUCCAUAAGGGUGGUUGAUCCCACCAUAAGCAGCGCUAAUCUUUCCUCUUGUCCUGUUUACUCCAACGACUACGAUUCUUGGCCAUCCAUUUUCAGUGGCUUCUUCGACUCGAAUAUACCGGUAUCAUUUAUCUACUGUCUUUCUCCUGUGAAUUCUUCCAAGUACGUGGAAGGCCCUUUCUGUGGUAACACGAGUAGCAUCUUCUCCAAUUCUUCCCAAAUUUACAGUUACGUUAUGGUGGGAGAUCAGAUUAUAGUAUCCGAUGUGGAGGAGGCGUGCUCCGUUUAUAGGGUGGUUUGGACAUCGGGGCGUAGGGAUAUGAAGGAUAAUUCUUCUUUGGUUGGCAUUUAUGAUGAUUUAGCAUAUGGUGUCGAGCUCUCGUGGUUCCGAGCUCUCUGUGGAGAAUGUGAGACAAGUGAUGGGUCUUGCAGCGUGGAGGGGAAUCGGAUCACCUGCAAACACUACUGCAAGGAGGAUACACCUCUCUCCCAAAAGAGUCUCAAAUGUAAAUUCGAGUACUGGGGAGUAUACUUCUUUUUCUUCGGAUUGAUUGGAAUUGCUGCACUUGUAGCUCUGAGAUUCCUGAUAGGAUUCCCGUUCCUGGUCUGGCUAGUGGUGCGCAGAUGGAGAAGACGGCAUUUAGCAAUGGACGAAACCAUUGAAGAGUUUCUGCAGGGUCAGAAUAACCUAACCCCUAUAAAAUACACUUACUCUGAGAUCAAGAAAAUGACAAACAAUUUCAACCAGAGGUUGGGUGAAGGAGCCUACGGAACUGUAUACAAAGGGAAGCUCCGGAGUGGCCCAUACGUCGCAGUGAAGAUGAUGGAGCAGUCUAUGGCUAGCGAGCAAGAGUUCAUCAGUGAGGUGGGCACAAUUGGCCGGAUCCACCAUGUCAACGUGGUGCAGCUCAUCGGCUUCUCAGUCGAGGGCUCAAAAUGUGCCUUGGUGUACGAGUUUCUGCCAAACGGCUCCCUGGACAGGUUCAUUUUCAACCAGCAAGGCCUGGAGGUGACUGCCUUGAGGUAUGAGAAGAUGUUUGAAAUCGCUCUUGGGGUGGCCCGUGGGAUCGACUACCUGCACCGUGGUUGCGACAUGCAGAUACUGCAUUUUGAUAUCAAGCCUCACAACAUCUUGCUUGACGACAAGUUCAAUCCGAAGAUAUCUGAUUUCGGGCUGGCACAGCUGUACCCGACUGAUGGUCGUAGCAUUGUGAAUCUGACGGCUGCGAGGGGCACGAUGGGGUAUAUGGCGCCGGAGAUGUUCUACAAGAAUGUAGGGGGAGUUUCCUACAAGGCUGAUGUCUACAGUUUUGGGAUGCUGCUGAUGGAAAUGGCGGGGCGGAGGAAGAAUGUGAACCCUUUUGCGGAGGAGGAAGGGCAGAUUUACUUCCCGUCGUGGGUGUACGAGCAACUUAGUGGCGGGAGGGAAGUGGAGGUGAGGGAUGCGACAGAGGAAGAGAGGAAGAUGGUGAAGAAGAUGGUGAUAGUGGCGUUGUGGUGUAUACAGAUGAAGCCUUGUGAUCGGCCGCCUAUGAAUAAACUGGUUGAGAUGCUUGAAACCGAUUUCGAAUUGCAGCUGCCUCCCAAGCCUUUCAUGGCUCCACGCGAGAUUGCUGAUCACCACAGAAUAUAAUUAAGUGAAACUCCAUUCAUAUAGUUUAUGUUGUUGUAAUUCAUGUAUUAUAGAAAGUUAUUGAGCAUUGAACAAAAUUUGUAAAGUAAAAUUCUUUUAUUUUGAGCGGAGCCUGUUGACAAGUCAUAGACCCAAGUUGUUCAAAUGAGUUUGACGAAAAGUCAAAUUUGUGUGCGCGCGUUCGCGUGUCUAUAUAUAGAUGUUAUCCUUCUUUUUUGUGUAGAUACAAUUACAAAGUGAUAAUAUCAAAGGAAAAACCAGAAAACAGAAUGUUGUUUGCAAUUCCAAGCAUCUUGCUUCUGCUUCUUUUCUUGACAGUUAAUUCCAGAGCCCAAGAUAACAACAUCAACUGCCCUUCUUCAUCUUGUGGCAAUCUCAGAAUCAGCUACCCUUUCAGAUUGACAAGUAGCCCCAAAUCUUGUGGGUACGACGACCCCAGCUUCGAGCUCGAAUGCCGCAACAACCAGACGAUUUUCAAGGUGAGAUCGAGAAUGUAUAUGGUCCGAGACAUCAACUAUGAAAUAUACUCUAUAUGGGUGGUUGAUCCGAGCAUAAACAGGGCAAAUCUUUCUUCUUGUCCUGUUUAUUCCAACGCCUACGAUUCUUGGACAUCCAUCUUCUGGAGCAUCCACUUGAAUAGGCCGGUAUCGUUCUUACACUGUGUGGCUCCUGUGAAUUCUCCCAAGUAUGUGGAAGCCCCUUUUUGCGGCAAUACGAGUAGCACUUCUUCCCAGAUAUACAGUUACGUUAUGGAGGGGGAUGGGAUUGCGUUGUCGGAGUCGUGCACGCUUGAUAGGGUGGUUUGGAGCUCGGGGCCUAAGGGUAGGAGCAGCAAUCCGUCUUUGGGAGGCAUCUAUGGUGAUUUGAGCGAUGGGGUGGAGCUCUCGUGGUUUCGCAUUCACUGCGGAGAAUGUUCGAGAAGCAAUGGGGAUUGCGGCUUGGAGGGCAGCCGGAUCACUUGUAAACACCAGUGCAAGGAUGAUCGAACAACUCUCUCCCAACAAGGUUUUAAAUGUCAGUUGGAGUAUUGGGCACGUGAGUGGUCCAUCUUCUCAGAUCUUUUGUGAGCUUUUCCUAUUAACUUUUUUACCUAUGGGAUGAUGGGAUAACAUUUUUUCCUUUUUUUUACAGCUUACAUUGUAGGAUAUGGAAUGUUUGCAUACGGUGGACUUAUUGGUCUGAGAUUCUUGAUUGGAUUCGUAUUCCUCAUGGUAUUGGUGGUGUCCCAAUGGAGAAAACGGCAUCAUUUACCCCUCUAAUUUAUCAUUCUCUCUAUCUCACCAAGAUUUAUCCUUUUCUCUUCUUUUUUUGUACAAUCUGUCAAGUGUGAUCUUUAUUAAUAUUUGAUGUUUUAUAGUUGUAUUGCUUUUUCAAUUCAAUUGUCAAAUUUAUAUUUUAUUUUAUUUUUGAUUUGGGUUCA